This is a messenger RNA of Drosophila innubila, 959 nucleotides long. RefSeq lists its product as uncharacterized. The record is from RefSeq and is a predicted model, not a curated record. The transcript has a single exon. Lineage: Eukaryota; Metazoa; Arthropoda; Insecta; Diptera; Drosophilidae. The coding region runs from base 21 to 902 and encodes 293 amino acids.
UUAGUUAAUAUAUUUAUAAUAUGGCAAUGACAAUAGACGAGAAAGAUCAGUUGGAAAUUAAGGCCGACGAAGCCGUGCGACAAUUAUCCCGGAUGCCCGCCCGUUGUCCUGUGGAAAAAUGCGGUGAAACUGUCUUCCCAUCCAAUUUAAUGAUGCACAUGCUGGACAAGCAUGCACAUGCUUAUGAGAACACGAACUCGGAGAUAUAUGACCAUAUGCCGCUGUUGUUACACUUUGAUCCCAAACACUUUGAAUAUAAUAAUUGUUGCAUGGUCACGCUCUGCUACGGGGGAGUGAAGAAUCAGCCGGAUAGUCAGCCGGCCCUCAGCUAUUUGAGCCUGCCGAAUGCCGGGCUAAUAAACAGUCAACAUAAAUAUGAUAAUUUUCUACCGAUUAUGAUGAUGGUCUGCCGUACCAGCUGGUUUUCUCAGAUCAAGGACAAGCAGCUGAAAAACGAACUCACCUCGAAGAAUGGCAACAAAGCUGGCAUCUAUGUCUUCUGGUUGGUGGCACCCAAUACAACCCGCAAGUUAUACUACACGCUAACAGCCUAUGAUCGUGAGUAUCAUAGCUCUCGCAGUGUCAUUCGUACUGUGCGGGAUUUUACCAUCUGCCAGAAUCCCAGCGACUUUAUGCCCGACGAGGACAACUAUUUUCUACUGCGCGACUCGGAGAUCCUUGAACUCAUGAGCAUCGGCAGGCCAAGUUCCAACACAGACAACAACAAGAAACGCGGCAUUCCCAUGGAACUCAUAAUUUACGAGAAUCCAUUGAAGCCCAUCGUGCAGGAAAAGGAUCUAUACACUAAAAUGCCUCACACCAAGGGUACAGUGCAUCGCACUGUAAAUGGAAAGGUUUCACUCAUCAAGAGGCCCUUUUCCAAGACAACCACGUGCAUGUAAUCUAUAGAGUCCUUUUAAAUAUUAUUUGAAUGUUUUUUUUUAACAACUUCAUGACAA